CAUUUCAAAAUUUUCUUCACACAAAACCCUAAACCCCCUUUCCCUCUGUUGUGCGCAGGUCGGAGAGCAAUCUGUGAAAAAUGUUCUCGCCAUUGACGACGAAAAGAGCUAACCUUAGCUCUCGCAAAGACAGAAACCCACGCCGCAGUGUCCCUCAGCCGGAUUCUCCCGCCACUCCGGCGGCCGUCGACAAUCGGAGACAGGCUUACACCGACAAUCUCAUCCCUGGUCGGCCCAGCACUGGAACCCCAGUUCCUUCUGCACCUCGCUUAUCCGUUCUUGCCAGAAUUUCUCCAGCCAACAAAGGUGAAAAAGGAGAUGACACGGAUCCAACAAAGCCUGUAUUCGUAGGAGAGUUUCCUCAAUUGGUCCGUGAUGAGCAGACGAACUUCUAUAAGAAUAGUAUUCCUGGUGUUGCUUGUGCUUCUGGUGGGAUGGAUAAGGAAACUUGUCUUGCUUGGUUUAUCAUUGGAAGUAAACUUUUCGUAUGGAGUUACUCGGCAACUCUGCCAUCAAAAAAAUGUGUUGUCUUAGAACUUCCUUCUCUUGUUCUAGCCACAGGAGAGUCUGGUAGUGUUGUGCAAGACAGUAAAAACUGGUUGAUUAGUAUUGUUGGUUGGGAUAGUUCUGUUGGUGCGCCAAACAGGGUUGCUCGACCGAGCAGUUCUGUGGGUAUUGUGAUGUGUAACAGAAAAAACCGUGCUAUUGUAUAUUGGCCAGACGUCUUUGCUGGGGGGGAAGUCGGUCCUGUUACCAGUGUCAGAUCUUCUGAUGCAGCUGAUGUGUAUUCUUCGCGUGCCGGUAGAAAGCUUUCUUCAUUCAGCCAGCACCAAAUCAAUGAGCUUAGAGGCAGUAGACCAGGAUCAAGUGAUUUUAAUUCUUUAAUUACUACUGCAGUUGCUACAAGUGAGCGUGUUUGUGUUGCUCUUGCAUGCAGCUCCAAUGGAGAGCUGUGGCAAUUUACUUGUAGUCCCUCUAGCAUUAACAUCAAUCAAGUACAUCUGGACACUAGCCCACCUUCCUUAACCGAGGGUUAUCCAAGGUCUCUGAUAUGGCGUUUUCCUCAUUCGUCAGUGACAGAGUCUAGUAGGGAAUUUUUCCUAUUGACAGAUAGUGAGAUACAGUGUUUUAGUAUUGAGCCUUAUCCUGAUUUAACCGCGUUGAAACUUUGGCAUCAUGAAAUUGUCGGCACUGAUGGUGAUUCGGGUAUCAAGAGAGAUUUAGCUAGUCAAAAGCAAAUUUGGCCUUUAGAUCUGCAGGUGGAUGGCCAGGGUAAAGUGAUCACUAUUCUUGUCGCUACUAUCUGCAUGGAUCGGGCUAGCAGUUCAAGCUACACACAGUAUUCUCUUUUAACCCUGCAACAUAAAUCCGAGAUGGAAAUUGCUGAUGGGGGAGCGGAACGGGUUCUGCAGAAAAGAGCUCCAAUCCAAGUAAUAAUCCCAAAAGCAAGAGUGGAAAAUAAAGACUUCUUAUUCUCUAUGAGACUGAGAGUUGGUGGCAGACCCCCAGGAUCGGCUAUAAUACUUUCUGGUGAUGGAACCGCUACCGUCUGCUACUGUCAUGGUAGCUCUACACGGCUAUAUAAGUUCGAUCUACCUUAUGAUGCUGGAAAGGUCGUGGAUGCUUCAGUUCUUUCCUCCACCGAUAAAAGUGAAUAUGGUGUGUGGACUGUGCUAACUGAGAAAGCUGGAGUGUGGGCGAUACCUGAGAAAGCAGUUGUUCUUGGUGGAGUUGAACCUCCAGAGCGAAGUUUGUCACGCAAAGGGAGCUCUAAUGAAAGAUCUCCUCGAGAAGAGGCAAGGAACAUGUCAUAUGAUGUCAGUAUCGAUGCUAGAAGGGCUAGUUCUGAUUCACCAGGUACUGGAGACAAAGAGAAAGGUUUAAUGAGUGGGAUUACACGUCGGACAGCCCGAGAUGAAGAAUCAGAAGCUUUGCUUGGUCAACUCUUUGAAGAUUUUCUGUUGUCUGGAAAUGUCGAUGGAUCCUUGGAGAAGCUUCGUCAAUCAGGAGCAUUUGAUAGAGAUGGAGAGGCCAGUGUUUUUGCUCGCAAAAGCAAAUCUAUUGUUGACACCUUAGCUAAACACUGGACAACUACUAGAGGUGCUGAAAUAGUGGCCAUGGCUGUUAUAUCUGCGCAACUCAUCGAGAAACAACAGAAGCAUGAGAAAUUUCUGCACUUUCUUGCUCUAUCCAAAUGCCACGAGGAGUUGUGUUCUAAACAGAGACAUUCUUUGCAAAUUAUUCUGGAAAAUGGUGAAAAACUUGCUGCAAUGAUUCAACUGCGGGAACUGCAAAGCUCAGUUAGUCAAAGCCGCUCUGCUGGAUUUGGAUCGCCGCAUGCUGGAACAGAAAUCCAAGUUCUUUGUGCCCUUUGGGAUCUUAUUCAAUUGGUGGGUGAGAGAACCCGUCGAAAUACAGUUCUUUUGAUGGAUAGGGACAAUGCUGAAGUGUUCUACAGUAAGGUCUCUGAACUUGAGGAAGUAUUUUAUUGCCUGGACAAGCAACUAGAAUACAUAGUCAACCCAGAUCAAACCCUGGGGAUUCAUGUGCAACGAGCUUGCGAGCUCUCAAACGUAUGUGUCACAAUUCUCCGAACUGCCUUAGCUUACAGAAACGAGCACCAGAUGUGGUAUCCACCACUUGAGGGUUUAACUCCUUGGCGGUAUCGGUCUGUUGUAUGUAAUGGAGUAUGGCGUGUUGCUUCGUUUAUGCUUCAGCUGUUGACUGAGGCAUCUGGACUUGAUAUGUCAGCUAAAUCAGAUAUAUACAUGCAUCUAGAAGUGCUUACUGAAGUUUUACUCGAGGCAUGUGCUGGUUCUACCACAGCAGUAUUCGAGAGAGGAGAAGAGAAUAAAGGUUUGCUCCAUAAGUACUGGACUUGGCGGGAUACCCUUUUUGAUUGUCUUUAUCAACAAGCAAGAGUGUUUGCAGAAGCAGGUUACCAGGGCAUCUAUGAAAGAAAUGAAAGCGUAGGUGAAGAUAUAAUAAGAAAGCACUGUUCAAAUUUGCUUUCCAUUGCGAAACGACAUGAAGGCUACAAGAUUAUGUGGAGGAUAUGUUUUGAUCUGAACGAUACAAUGCUGCUUAGAAACUUAAUGCACGAAGGCGUGGGGCCUCAAGGAGGGUUUAGUUACUUUGUGUUCAAGCAACUUCAUGAGAUGAAGCAAUUUUCCAAGCUUCUAAGGCUCGGGGAAGAAUUCCAGGAAGAGCUUUUAAUCUUCCUAAAGCGACAUCCAGAUCUGUUGUGGCUUCAUGAAGUGUUCAUUCAUCAAUUCUCAUCUGCCUCUGACACUCUCCACGCAUUAGCUCUCUCACAAGAUGAGGAGUCUAACACAACUGAAGACGAGAGAAAAGUACCAGGACAUGGAGAUCUGAAACAAACAGUUGCAGAUCGGAGGCGAUUUCUGAACCUCUCAAAGAUAGCUGCAAUGGCAGAUAAAGAUGCUGAUACCAAAUCAAAAGUGAAACGCAUGGAAGCUGAUCUUAAGUUGCUGAAGCUUCAGGAAGAAAUAACUAAAGCUCUUCCCGAUGGAGAAGCCAGACAGCGACUGUUCCGACCAGAGGAGCUAAUAGAGAUCUGUCUCGGUAUUCAGAACCGGUGGAUAGCUUUAAAGGCCUUCGAAGUGUUUGCAUGGACAAGCUCAUCGUUCCUCCGGAACAAUCAGAUCCUUCUGGAAGAUUGCUGGAGACAUGCCGUCGAACAAGAUGACUGGGACCGGCUCCAUCAAGCCUCCGUAACCGAGGGAUGGGCUGACAAAGAAACACUACAGAAUCUAAGGAACACUUCGCUCUUCCAGGCUUCAAAUAGAUGUUAUGGAACACGAGCCGAGACUUUCGAUGGCGGGUUCGAAGAGAUACUACCUCUGAGACAAGAGAAACCCGAUGUUUCGGUCAUGAGCGAUGAUUCAACUUCUUCCGUGGAGGCGAUUCUGAUGCAACAGAAGGAUUUCGCCGAGGCCGGGAAGCUAAUGUUGACUGCUGUCAUGUUGGGAUCUGUAGAGGACAGUGUUGUGACUGAAGAGGAGCCCUCUUCGCCCAUGGAGUAGAGUGAGGUAUCUAAAUCUUUCAUGACUUAAACUAAAACCCUAAAAGGGUUUUGAGAAAAUUGCUUUCGUGGAUCGAAACCAUAUGUGAAAAUGUUUCAUCGAUUGCUUU
Messenger RNA from Tarenaya hassleriana, 4155 nucleotides. RefSeq names its product nuclear pore complex protein NUP133. Gene Ontology annotation, biological process: protein import into nucleus; poly(A)+ mRNA export from nucleus; transcription-dependent tethering of RNA polymerase II gene DNA at nuclear periphery. Gene Ontology annotation, cellular component: nuclear pore outer ring. The coding region runs from base 81 to 4046 and encodes 1321 amino acids. Lineage: Eukaryota; Viridiplantae; Streptophyta; Magnoliopsida; Brassicales; Cleomaceae. Gene Ontology annotation, molecular function: structural constituent of nuclear pore; protein binding. The record is from RefSeq and is a predicted model, not a curated record. The transcript has 8 exons.